This is a messenger RNA of Capsicum annuum, 1480 nucleotides long. Its product is annotated as mitochondrial phosphate carrier protein 3, mitochondrial-like. Gene Ontology annotation, cellular component: mitochondrial inner membrane. Gene Ontology annotation, molecular function: phosphate transmembrane transporter activity. The record is from RefSeq and is a predicted model, not a curated record. The transcript is spliced from 6 exons. Gene Ontology annotation, biological process: mitochondrial phosphate ion transmembrane transport. Lineage: Eukaryota; Viridiplantae; Streptophyta; Magnoliopsida; Solanales; Solanaceae. The coding region runs from base 110 to 1219 and encodes 369 amino acids.
UUUCCUCCUUGCACCUUAAAUAACAUCUUCUUUCACAACAUUCCAAAUUUAAUAAUCAACACAUAGGUACACCAAAGUGUUGAACUUCUGUGUCUUGCCUCGAGUACAAAUGGCCUACACAAAUAACUCUACUUACCGGACAUCUUUGAUCCCCAAUUUUCUUUACACGGCUUCUUCUUCAUCUUCAUCUUCAUCUUACGUUGUUAAUGACUUGGAGAACACUAGUAUUAGUACUAACAGUAAUGCAUUAUUGUCUCAACCAUCAAUUAUCAAGAAGCCUUUUUUGGUUCCGGCACCAAAAGAGUCUUCAGGUAAAAUAGAGAUGUUCUCACCUGCUUAUUAUGCUGCUUGUACUUUUGGUGGUGUUAUGAGUUGUGGUCUCACUCACAUGGCCGUUACACCCCUCGAUCUUGUCAAAUGCAACAUGCAGAUCGAUCCUACAAAAUACAAGAGCAUUUCUUCUGGUUUUGGUGUUCUGCUCAAGGAGCAGGGUGUUAAAGGCUUCUUCAGGGGAUGGGUGCCUACCCUGCUCGGUUACAGCGCUCAGGGUGCUUGCAAAUACGGUUUCUAUGAAUACUUCAAGAAGUACUACACAGACCUUGCUGGCCCUGAGAAUGCUGCCAAGUACAAGACUUUGAUUUUCCUUGCUGGUUCUGCUUCUGCGGAAGUUAUUGCUGAUGUUGCUCUCUGCCCGUUUGAGGCUGUCAAAGUUCGCGUCCAGACUCAGCCUGGUUUUGCUAGAGGCUUGUCAGAUGGAUUUCCCAAAUUCGUUAGGGCUGAGGGAGCUACUGGGUUGUACAAGGGGCUUGUCCCUCUCUGGGGACGACAAAUUCCAUACACCAUGAUGAAGUUUGCAUCAUUUGAAACCAUUGUGGAACAAAUCUACAAAAAUGUCAUCCCAACACCAAAAAACCAAUGCAGUAAAUCUACGCAGCUCGGUGUGAGCUUUGCUGGUGGAUAUUUAGCUGGUAUUCUUUGUGCUAUUGUGUCACACCCUGCUGAUAACCUAGUUUCUUUCCUCAACAACGCCAAGGGAGCAACUGUGGGCGAUGCUGUGAACAAGCUAGGCGUGAUGGGCCUUUGUACUCGCGGUCUUCCUAUUCGUAUAGUCAUGAUUGGGACACUCACUGGAGCACAAUGGGGCAUCUACGACUCUUUCAAAGUUUUUGUUGGACUGCCAACAACUGGUGGUGCCGCUGCACCUGCCCCUGCUAAGUGAAGAGAAAAAAUGUGAAAAUUCUUCGCCAGUACAACAAUUUCAUUUAGUGGCAAGUGGAAAAUUGGAAAUGUUUCAAUUCCAUAGAAAAGUUUGAACAUUGCUAGCUAGGAAAAUUUUGCAUUUGAUUCAACUUUUGCAGUAAAGAUUUGAUUUCUUUUUGGGAGGAUGAAUUAUUUUAUCCUCUAGAUGACUGGCUACUAAAGAAUCACUUAUGUAAUGACAAUUUUUUAUUUGCAAAAAUGUGUUAAUUUCUUCUUUUCA